Molecule: messenger RNA, 2637 nt
Organism: Neodiprion virginianus
Lineage: Eukaryota; Metazoa; Arthropoda; Insecta; Hymenoptera; Diprionidae
Exons: 7
Coding region: 1315-2406 (363 amino acids)
Biological process (GO): sensory perception of taste
Cellular component (GO): axon; neuronal cell body; membrane
Source: RefSeq, a predicted model, not a curated record
AUUUGUUUUACUUUGCAACGAUGUAUUCGACAGUAGGAAUUGAUAUCGAUAUUUUUUGUUUAACGCAGAAAGAAUUUUUAGAAGAGAUUAGAAGAAAUAUUGUUUUACUUAGUUACAAAAAUUACCGCAAGUGUGGGAGAAAAAAAAAUUGCAAAAAGUAUCGCGAGCGAAUAGUUUAGAGGAAAAAAAAAAAAAAAAAAAAAAUGAGAGUCAAAAACUAAGAACAAUGUUGUAGUUUUUAGUGGAUUCUUUCCAAGUGUUUGCCACGCGAUGACAAGUCAACGUCAAAGUGUGAAAAUAGUUAUAAACAAUUAAUUUACUCGCUGAAUCAGCUGAGACAAUUUUUCGCAGCUUUCAAAUGAAAGUCGAUAAUUUUUGGCCGGUUCGUACGGAUGAUGCUUGAACAUCGACAAGUGGCGCCGUCAACGUAAAGCUUUGGAACUGCCGAGUCACUCGUCUGAUUAUUCAGAUUUACUCACAGAUUAGCAAACUGAAAACUAGCAAAAGUUACAGUCGAUUAAUUAUAUAUAAUAUAUAUAAGGUGUGCAGAAAAAUUUUCACGUGAAAUUGGCAUCAGGUAAAAAUUAUUUCAUCAUUUGAAGUACAAUUAACAUUUUCCUAAGCCGAGGUUUCGUUUAUUUAUAUUCUGAAGAAAAAAAAAAAAACGAAUCACGAAGUUGAUCUUCGUGUGUCGCGAACUCUUCCACUGACUUGAAAAAAAGUUAUAGCUAUUAGAUUCCGCUUCGAAGACGAUGAAACUUAUUUUGAAACGUGUUUCUCGAAAAUACUUCAUUCUCAAGUUAUUCGAGUUUAUCGAUUUAAAUGCCUCACCCUGUACACACUUUCAUUUAUUUAUUUAUUACAAUAUAUAAUAUAUAUAAAUUUUUUUCACAUCUCUCAAACUCUGGAACUUCACUCAAUGCUCGAAGCAUACGCGAAACGACGCGAUCCUCAAUUUAAUCUUACGGGCGGACAGGUAAACACUGAAUAUUACGACGUAGAUUCUCACCUUAUGAACUUGAAACGGUCGUCAGUCGCGUCUGAACUCGCAAGCUUCGAAGCACGGGUCGAAACACGUCGCGAUGUGUUGUCUUUUCUUCGUCCGUAGCGUGAAGCGUUUGUUUUGUUGUGACGGAAGAUUCAUCUCCGAUGUAAAGUCCGCGCAAGUCGAUCGGGCGGGAUGUUCGUUGAACUUCGAGUCGAGAUGCCGAAUUUCGUUGGUUCGAAUGACUUCGAAAAUCCUUUCGAAACGAAUCUAAUCGAGUCGCUGUUAGUCUUGGAGUAUGGCUUGGAACUUAUGUUGGCUUUACAAAAAUGGCACAGGCUUCAGAUACUGGCAACAUUUCACCCACGGCUCUUCUAAUGUAUAAAGCACUUGUUUAUACAAACUCGUCCGUUACCGUGAUGACUCCAAUCAUAAUAUGGCUUCGAAGUAAGACGUUGACUGCGUCUUUCAAAGAAAUGAUGAUAAUAGAUAACUCAUUUGAAACUAUUCUCGAAUCUCGUAAUCAAUAUACAAAACGGUACAUCGAGCUACUGGUUGAAGUUAUCAGCAUUUUCUUAUUCGUGUUCGGUGUGGCCGUUUGUGACAUCGUAUGGACGCGGAUAUGGGGUAUGGUGGAUAAUCAAUCGAUACAAUCAAUAUGGGGCACUUUGGCGACCCUACAUCAUCCGAUACUUCUUACACUUAUUUUAGACGUAAACUUCUGCACCUUUGUAAGAUACAUGGAAAAGCAAUUCGAAGACUUGAACAUCGGUAUAUUGAAAUUGACAAUAGAACCUGACUGUGCCGACAGUAGCAAGAGACCAGAGCUGCAGAUGUAUCCUCUGAAUUUUACGGUAGCGAAAUCGGUACCUGAAGAUGAAAAUACUGCAGCCAAAAGUCUUGUAAAAGACAAGUACUACAUGAUACAAAAAAUUCGAAAAACUCACUUGAGUCUGACCAGGCUGACUAAGAAGAUGAACACGGCCUUUGGCGUACAGAAUCUGUUGUCUGUGACUGAAUCAUUUGUCAUGAUCACCGGACUGUCAUACACUAUUUAUAGUACUUUCUCAUCGAAGAGUUUCAAUUACUAUAAGUUAAAAGAGAUAAUCUCCCCGACUGCAUGGACCUUGAUUUAUGGGUAUAAAAUUUGGGUUAUCUGUCACGCUUGCUAUAAGGUUACUACAGAGAUGCAAAGAACCGGGCAAGUAAUUUACGACCUUCUCGGGAAAAAAGUAGAUACCGAACUUCAAAAAGAGAUUAGAGAGUUUUCUCUACAGAUGCUUCAAAAUCCUGUUAGCUUUGACGUUUGCGGAUUGGUAACCUUGGACCAUUCAUUCCUCCAACAGGUGAUUGAAUUUUUUAACGGUUUUAUACACUCGUAUCUAUUUCUGUGCGCAUUGUUUGCUCUGAAUAACAGGUGAUUGGAUCCGUAACGACCUACCUGGUGAUCCUAAUUCAAAUGAGUUGAAUAUUCAAGAUCUUCACGGCGUGAUAUUCGCUGCAGAAACAUCAGAUUUUGCUAUUUUCAUUUAUUUCUGACGAAAUUCUGCAAUCGAUGAUCUUCAAAUUUUAAGUGCAAAAUGCAUUUUACUGCUAACAUUAGGAUAAGUAACGAAUCCAAUAGAAAGUAAUAAAAACGUUCUGAAUACAAA